ACAUCGCACCGCACUUGGCAAGUUCGCGAGUCGCAGUAUCGUGUUAUCGCCAGUCGCAUUACGACCGGCGCCGGCAACUCACGUGACCCUCGCUAGUGACUACACUCCGCGCAUAAAUAUGAUUGACGUCGCGCAGAAACCCAACCAUGGUUGUCUGUACGAGAUCAGGCAGAAGGGACAGAGGGAGCCCUGUUACGUGGUCGUGCCUGAUACAAAAGAUCUGGUUAAGAGCCACUUGAUGUUCGCGGUGCGCGAGGAAGUGGAAGUGCUAAAGGAGCGCAUCGCCGAACUGAUGGAGAGGAUCAACCAGCUGGAGGUGGAGAACACAUACCUGCGCGCGCACGCCAGCCAGGACACGCUCGCGCAGCUGCCCGCGGCGGGCAGCAAGCCGGCCGCGCAGGCGCAGGGCCCGCCGCCGCCCGUGUCGUAGGCCUGCAUGAGCCGCACGCUGGACCCGCUCCCGGGACACACUAUGGCUGUGCUAUGUUAAUGCGUAGGUUAACACGGAGUGGCACCGGUCGAGCGCCGAGGGUCGCGCCGAGUGCCCAGUAGCCUGCAACAGUACGCGGUGGCGCACCGGUGCCCACCGGUGGCGCAUCAGUACCGCACCGGUACCGCACCGGUAGCGCAUCGGUAGCGCACCGCAGCGCCGCGACGGCGCCUACUCUACUCUAUCACGCUUCGGAUACGUAGGAUUAUAUAUUUGCCGUGGUUAAUAUUUAGGGUGCAGAAUUUCGUGCUAACUGCCAUGCUUUUGCUACGCGUCUCUGCAACGAGUCUUAAUGUUUCGAUGUACGCAGUUUAUUUCCGUUCGGUUUAAAGUUUAAGUGUCGCUACCCGCGUAAUGUAUUCCAUUUAAGGUAACUCGUAAGAUGUGUGUUUGUACUAAAUGUAACGAAA
This is a messenger RNA of Manduca sexta (tobacco hornworm), 900 nucleotides long. RefSeq names its product protein bunched, class 1/class 3/D/E isoforms-like. The transcript has 2 exons. Gene Ontology annotation, biological process: regulation of transcription by RNA polymerase II. Lineage: Eukaryota; Metazoa; Arthropoda; Insecta; Lepidoptera; Sphingidae. The record is from RefSeq and is a predicted model, not a curated record. Bases 119 to 430 code for a protein of 103 amino acids.